Molecule: messenger RNA, 1921 nt
Organism: Solanum dulcamara
Lineage: Eukaryota; Viridiplantae; Streptophyta; Magnoliopsida; Solanales; Solanaceae
Product: U-box domain-containing protein 21-like
Exons: 1
Coding region: 138-1490 (450 amino acids)
Biological process (GO): protein ubiquitination
Molecular function (GO): ubiquitin protein ligase activity
Source: RefSeq, a predicted model, not a curated record
AAAAACCAAAAAAAAAAAAAAACUUUUCAAGAUUCUAGUAAAGUUUGAGUUUUUUUCUUUUGAGUUCGGUUCGUUAGCUGAUAUUUGUUUAGUCAUUCAGAUAGUGAUUGGUGUUUUUUUUUUGUUAGUUGUAGCAAAUGAUGAUUGCAACAUGGAGAAAAAAGAGAGCAGAGAAAAGGGUCACAAAGAAAGGAUUUAUGAAGAAAAAAAACAUGGAGUUAGUGAUACCAAGCCAAUUUACAUGUCCAAUUUCAUUAGAAUUAAUGAAAGAUCCUGUGACUUUAUCGACAGGGAUUACGUAUGAUCGAGAAAACAUCGAAAAAUGGAUUAAUGAAGGUGGGAAUCAAACAUGUCCUAUCACAAAUCAAGAAUUGAAGUCAUGUGGAAGUGGCAUUAUUGAUCCUGUUUUAAUUCCAAAUCACAACAUUCGAAAAAUGAUCCAACAAUGGUGUGUCGAAAAUAAGGAAUAUGGUAUCGAUAGGAUCCCAACUCCAAGAAUCCCCGUUUCAUCGUCUGAUGUCACUGCAUUGCUCGCGAAAAUAACUAAUUCGAGCAAGUUGGAGAAGCAAGAAUCUAAUUUAUGCAAAGAAUUAGUAACUAGAGUGAAAGAUUUGUCUAGUGAAAGUGAUCGAAACAAAUGUUGUUUUGUCACUAGUGGCACAGGAAAGGUGUUAUCAUCAGCAUUUCUUGAACUAUCAGAGGGAACAAACGUGAAAAACGCUUCAACAGAGGAAGUUAUCUUGUCAACUUUGACACUUUUUUUGCCUUUGGAUGUUAAGUCCAAGGCAAUUCUUGGGUCGAUUUCAUCGUUACGUUGCAUAGCAUGGUUCUUGAUGAAGGGGAGUUUAUCAAGUAGGAGGAAUGCAGUUCUUGUCCUUAGAGAAAUAUUGAAAAUGGAGGAACAUGACAAGGUUGAAAUCUUGUUGAAUAUUGAAGGUGCUUUGGAAGGCCUAGUGAAGUUAGUAAAAGAGCCAAUUUGUCCUAAUACUACAAAAGCUUCUUUAUUAACAAUUUAUCAUAUGGUAAUUAAUUCAUCAUCAAAAUCAAGAUUUGUUGAUGUGGGGUUAGUUGAAUUGUUGAUAGAAAUUCUUGUGGAUUGUGACAAAAGCAUAUGUGAAAAGGCAUUAGGUGUUUUGGAUGGGAUAUUGAGCUAUGAAGAAGGGGUGAAAAGGGCUUAUAGUUAUGCACUUAGUGUGCCUGUUUUGGUCAAGAAAUUGUUGAGAGUUUCAGAUUUGGCUACUGAAUUUUCAGUUUCAAUUUUGUGGAAGAUUUGCAAGGCUGAAAAAAGGGACAAUAAUGAAGAUUGUGAUGUUCUUGUUGAAGCACUUCAAGUUGGUGCAUUUCAAAAGCUUUUGUUGAUGCUACAAGUUGGUUGUAGUGAAACAACAAAAGAGAAGGCUAGUGAGUUGUUGAAGUUGUUGAAUGUGCAUAGGGAUAGAACAGAGUGUGUUGAUUCUUUGGACUUCAAAAAUCUCAAAAGGACAUUUUGAAUUAGAGUUCAAGAUAGAAUUUACACUGAGAGAUUUCAGCAUUUACUAUAUAUACAUAAAAGAAAAAAAAUUGUCUUAUAUAUAUAGUAUGAUUUUCUGGCGAAGAGAAUUCAGAUGAACUCCUUUCCUCCCCUUAUUAUGAUUAUUACUAUACAUGAUUCAUUUUUCAUUGUAUACAAGUAAAUCCAAGAAUAAGGAAAAAUAUAUAGUUUAGAGUACACUUUUUUUUAUUUAUCAUUUUAUAUAGAUACAUAUGCUGAUAAAUUAAGAUGCAAUAGCAAUUCAUGUAUUAAAUAUCUGUAUGGAGGGGUCUUCACCUCCAAGUGUUGCCAUAGAUUUGAUGUGAGGAUUUGUACUUUUGAAACUAUAAUAAUGAUUAUAAAGGAAUAAGCCUUAUAUUUAAGGUACAUUCAAAAUAAUUUCUUUAAAUA